Molecule: messenger RNA, 1601 nt
Organism: Aspergillus ruber CBS 135680
Lineage: Eukaryota; Fungi; Ascomycota; Eurotiomycetes; Eurotiales; Aspergillaceae
Product: putative isomerase YbhE
Exons: 4
Coding region: 1-1158 (385 amino acids)
Molecular function (GO): 6-phosphogluconolactonase activity; protein binding
Source: RefSeq, a predicted model, not a curated record
AUGCAGUACAAAAUUCUGAUAUCUGGCGAUCGAGCCGACUUUACCACGCUCACACUCGAUCUCGGCAAAAAGGAAUUGAGCAUUCUCGCCAAUUAUGCAGCCCCCUUCAAUUCUUCAUGGACAGAACUCUCAUCUUCGCAAGGGAGCAUUGAUCGUCUGAUUGGGCUAUCCGAGGGUAUCGAGUCUGGUCUUUUAUACAGCUUCGAAAUUGAUCACGCACAAAAGACUUGCAAAAUUACCAGUCAACAGCCAACUCUAGGAGCACCUGGUCACUUCAUCACGCUACGCGAUAGUUCUGCACUCGUGCUUGGCACCUAUCUGGGAGGAUCCGUUGCCGUUUAUCCCGUUUCCAUUACUGAUGCAAACACGCUUUUACUUAAAGAUGCCCCCCGGACAGAGAUCCUGCCGAAAUUCCCUUACGAGUCGGUUGGGCACGGUCCGAACAAAGGCCGACAGCGACAAUGCCAUAUACAUCAGAUACUCGAAGACAGAAGAGGUUUGCUGUACGCCCCAGACUUGGGAUCAGACCGGGUGUGGAUCCUUCGUCGCGAUAAGGUGAAGCUUGAAAUAUGUGGCUGGCUUCAGUGCCCUCCUGGGACAGGCGCUCGACAUGCUGUGUUGGCUCCUGGUGGGACGAUCAUGUAUGUCAUCGGAGAGCUUUCGCACACGGUCAUCGCCUUUGACUUAUCAACUGCUCCGGCGGAAGCCAUCCGGCCGAUUGAUGGCUUUGCACCCAACAUCAUUCCUUCAACGAUUCAUCCCGACCAUCAAACCAUGAUGGAUUCCGCCGAGAUUUGCCUUCACCCCACCAUUCCGAACGUCUUGUAUGUCAGUAACAGGUGGGAAAGGCACAUUGCGCAGCGCGAGCCUCAUCUCAAAAACGUUCCCAAGGCGCUGCCGCCCGGGGACGAUGUCGCUAUCAUUCUGCUCUCAAAUGAUGGCAAAACGGUGAAGGACAUGAAGCACAUGCGAACUAAUGUCGAUGUCAUCCGUGGCAUGCGGCUCAGCGAUGACGGCAGAUACGUCGUGGUGGCUGGGCAAGAAGGUGGUGGCGUCGAGGUCUACGAAAUCAGUGGGGAUAAAGGCGACGUGUGGACUUUCGUGGCCGGCUUGAAUGAGGGCUUGCAAGGUGGAAUAAAACACGCCAUCUGGCUAUAAAGGUGGAGCAGUUUGCACAGAAAUGUAAAGCGCAUCUCACUCUAUCAAACUUUGGUCCUGUGAAAAUUUACGAUGCUAGAGGCAUAUAAUUGAUAUCUUACCCACUGUUAUGUUCAUUUGUGAGUUUUCGCUGUGUUCAGGAUGUAAGCAGGUGGGGGAUACCUAUUCAGACUGGGUUUUGAUGGACCAGACCCUGGUUGGACAUGCCAGUUUGUUAUCUUGCUACAGGAUGGAUUGAAAUCGGUUGCACUAUUUUGCUAUAUAUUUCUUCCCAGACAUAUGCUUUGAAACACAAUAACCCACCUUUGGCAUAUUUUCCUUGGCCCUAAAAUGAAUCAGUGAGAGCGAGUGUUUACUAACAUGUGUGGAAGUACCAUCCUUGUUGAAGCUUUGCUUUAAUUUUUAUUGAACGACAUACUAUGUGACAUCCUCAGACGUGUGCC